Messenger RNA from Eptesicus fuscus (big brown bat), 1364 nucleotides. RefSeq names its product NADH:ubiquinone oxidoreductase core subunit S8 (gene NDUFS8). Bases 680 to 1312 code for a protein of 210 amino acids. Gene Ontology annotation, biological process: mitochondrial electron transport, NADH to ubiquinone; mitochondrial respiratory chain complex I assembly. NCBI's taxonomy places the organism in Eukaryota, Metazoa, Chordata, Mammalia, Chiroptera, Vespertilionidae. Gene Ontology annotation, molecular function: NADH dehydrogenase activity; 4 iron, 4 sulfur cluster binding. The record is from RefSeq and is a predicted model, not a curated record. The transcript is spliced from 7 exons. Gene Ontology annotation, cellular component: membrane.
UCUGGGGCUCCGCUGCUAAGGCCGGGCUUGGGCAGCGCGGCGUCGGGAGCGAGUGUGGUGCCUCUGUCGGUCUUGCUGGCUCUGCCCCUGGGCCUCAUCUCGGCCCGCUUAGACCCCCGUCCUUGUGCCCUUGAACGUGCAGCAGAGGGACCUGGAAGUUGGCCUCCUCAGGGCGCAUGCGCCGCUUGCGUCCUUGGGGUCAGAGGUCAUAGGGAAGGUCGAAGAAGAUGGGUUGGGUGCCUUAAACUGAAGUCAGUGGUCGAAAGAAAUGGACCCGUUAGAAGUCACAGGUCACGGGAGGGGGCAGUCUUGAGCUCCCGCUAAGUGCCCUGCUCUGGGCUAAACCCUUGGCUUGUAGGAUCUCCCUUCGUUCUUACGAUCCCCCCAUUUCUCAUAGGAGGAAACAGGCCAGGUGACCCCACCUGCCCAGGGUCACUUGACAGUCUGAGAGACAGUUCCAGAAGGGCGUUGGUGCUGGGGAAAGGAAUUCGAUCUUGAGGGUUAUUUAAGCCUCGGUUUCCAGCAGGGGCGGGCUGGGGAUGGAAAGGGAGGGGUCUGCUGGAUUCGGGUCCUGGUCCCAACCUCCUGGAGCGUGACUUGGGCAAGUCACUUAACACAGCCGAGCUGCAGCUGCUCAUCUGUGCCUCUCCCGUGGGAUCCUCGUAAGGACACGAUAACUAUGCACUGCCUGACUACACCCACGGUGCUUCGGGCCCUGGCCCAGGCUGUUCGUGCAGGACAUCCCAGUGCCCGGAGCCUCCACAGCAGCGCAGUGGCAGCCACCUACAAGUACGUGAACUUUCGAGAGCCCUCGAUGGACAUGAAGUCAGUGACUGACCGGGCAGCUCAAACCCUUCUGUGGACUGAACUCAUCCGAGGACUGGGCAUGACCCUGAGCUACCUUUUCCGGGAGCCAGCCACCAUAAACUACCCAUUUGAGAAGGGCCCGCUGAGCCCACGCUUCCGUGGGGAGCACGCGCUGCGCCGUUACCCGUCCGGGGAGGAGCGCUGCAUCGCCUGCAAGCUUUGUGAGGCUGUCUGCCCGGCCCAGGCCAUCACCAUCGAGGCUGAGCCACGAGCCGAUGGCAGCCGCCGGACCACUCGCUAUGACAUCGACAUGACCAAGUGCAUCUACUGCGGCUUCUGCCAGGAGGCCUGCCCUGUGGAUGCCAUUGUCGAGGGCCCCAACUUUGAGUUCUCCACGGAGACGCACGAGGAGCUGCUGUACAACAAGGAGAAGCUGCUGAACAACGGGGACAAGUGGGAGGCCGAGAUCGCCGCCAACAUCCAGGCCGACUACCUCUACCGGUGACGCCGUCCCGCUGGCCCGCGGCCCUGCUGCCAAUAAAGGAGCUCUGACCCAC